AUGACAAACUCUACUCUGGAAUGGUUUGGCGCCACAACGUAUCGCCUGCGAACGAGAGGUGUCACUAUCUUCCUUGAUACUUGGCUCGAUAGACCCUCCGUAUUGGAAACAUAUCUUCCAGUUGAUGAUGUACAAGAGGCCGACUACAUCUUUAUUUCUCAUGCCCAUUUUGACCAUCUCCCUGGUGCAGAUCGCAUCGCUAUCAAAACUGGCGCCAUCGUCAUAGCAAACAAUGAAGCGAUCAAUCUUCUGAGAGAAGCUGGUGUUCCUGAUCAUCAACUAUUCCCAGUCCAAGGUGGCGAGCGCAUCCCGUUAUUCACUCCGCUCUCGGUGGAUGUCUGGCCUUCGCUUCACUGCUUCAUGCCUGCAGACCAUCCUGAAGUCAUAGACACAGCCACUGUCUAUAAAGGCACUGCAAGUCCGUAUAGUUGCACUCUUGACAUUACCAUCGGGAUGAAAUAUGGUCUGUUUCAACUUGGAGAGCUCAUGCCACCUGAGAAGCUUACUCCAGGUCAUCGUUCAUUCAUUGAGUACCCAAAACCUGAUAUUGCCAUUAUGGCUAUUGCUGGAAGAGCUAACCUCAACGGCAGGCCUUUUGAUGGUUCUGCAGCUGAGUUUGCGGCUAUGAAGGUUGGCUGGCUUGGGAACCCAUCUCAAGUAAUUUGGUGUUUACAUGAUGAAGCAUGUAUUCCACCGUGGAGGAUCCACACUGAGGCGGCUACGAAGUCUGUCGAGGAGAAUGGGAAGACGAAGAUUUUAAAAAUGGUUCAUGCUCAGCCAGUUGAGUUAAAUAUAUAG
Molecule: messenger RNA, 798 nt
Organism: Fusarium graminearum PH-1
Lineage: Eukaryota; Fungi; Ascomycota; Sordariomycetes; Hypocreales; Nectriaceae
Exons: 6
Coding region: 1-798 (265 amino acids)
Source: RefSeq, a predicted model, not a curated record